AUGUUGAAGUUAAUCGAUGGAUUUAAGGUUACCUUGGACGUUGAAUCUUAUCAUGCAUCCAAUUCAGCGGAAAGAUUAAAUAUCAUGAAAGAUCAUCCAGAUACUAUACCAACUCACACAACAAACCUAAACAUCUCAAUUCCUACUAUUGGUCCCAGUCAAAACAACGGUGUACAAUAUACCUACUUUGAUCUUCAGCCAACACCACAUCUCAAAGAUGGCUGGGGGCAUAAGUAA
Sclerotinia sclerotiorum 1980 UF-70 is the source of this 237-nucleotide messenger RNA. RefSeq lists its product with no specific name. Bases 1 to 237 code for a protein of 78 amino acids. NCBI's taxonomy places the organism in Eukaryota, Fungi, Ascomycota, Leotiomycetes, Helotiales, Sclerotiniaceae. The record is from RefSeq and is a predicted model, not a curated record. The transcript has a single exon.